Letharia columbiana is the source of this 678-nucleotide messenger RNA. RefSeq lists its product as uncharacterized. The coding region runs from base 1 to 678 and encodes 225 amino acids. The record is from RefSeq and is a predicted model, not a curated record. The transcript has a single exon. Lineage: Eukaryota; Fungi; Ascomycota; Lecanoromycetes; Lecanorales; Parmeliaceae.
AUGAGUGACCAGGCAGCUAAGAAAAGCAAGCCUAUGCCGCCGCUGGGAGCGUUUGCCAAGAAACUUGACUCUCAGGUCGAUCGCGUCGAAUCUGGGGCUUCGAAGGCUGAACAAAAGAGGGCGCAGGAGCAGCACGAAGGGAACACAACAAAGGAAUACGGCUUAGGCGCAAAAGUAAAGCCCAUGCCGAAGAAGGCGCGUGCCAAGGUGUCGGGGACCCAUUCCAAACGGGUCGAGUCCUUACUCCAGCAAUACGAAGAAGAUAUGGCGGAAAAAGAAAAAGGAGAUUCAACAGAGUACUCUAGCCUAGGCGACGGAGGCAAGCGUUUGCCGAGGAAGAGAGAUUUCCAAGAGUCGAAGCUUUCCCAUCCUGAUGAAUAUGAAUCCGAGUCUUGGGGGGUCGAGGGAAGCGGGAAGAAUCUAGAGAGACCUGGCGGAACUGGCGGCCAGCUGGGCGCCAAAGUCACGAGUAGUAGACCAAGGAGAACGCCCGCUAGUAAGCCAGAUUCCCAAGUCGGUAGCGGCAAGGUACGUAGCGAGGGUGCGGUCAUGGGUGCUCAGCGGCCUAGGACAGGCAAUACGGGCAAUUCGCAAGAACCGACUGAGUCCUGGGCAUCAAGAAAUGAGGGCGAUGGUUUUGAAUCUUUCGAGCAGUGGGACUUAGGCGAUGAUGAUUAA